AUGCAAGAUAAAUCAGUUGGACAAUCAAGCGAUACUUCCAAAAGCUUAAAAGUAUCUAAAUUUGGUAGAUCUUUACUUUGUAGCCCCAUUUGGAAGUGGUUCGAAGAAAUAUAUGUCGAUAAUAUUUGGCAUAGUCAGUAUAAUGUUGAAAUGGCAAAUAAAAAGCCUUGUGACACUAAAGUAAAAACUGGCAAUUCUACAACAGCCCUAUGGAAGCACCUUAAGAUUGAAUAUGGAUACUCUGGAAAGACUAAGCAACAAUUAAACAAAAAACAGACAACUAUUACAAAGGCAUUUGAAGCUUCUUUAUCAAAGCCGCAUAGCAUAACUGAACAGGCCAUUUGUGAUAGGGCCAUCAUUGAAACUAUGCCAAGUAGGGGAAAAGUUAAAAGUCUUAUUGAUGAGAGAUUUGAACAAAUCUGCUAUCGCAUAACGAUAACAUGGAUUAAUAAAAUGUUUGAACUAAAUAAAGCUGUUUUAGCAGUUACUUCUCUUAAAUAUCUGCAUACCACUGAUGCAAUUGCAAAAUAUAUUAAAGAUGUUCUUGAACAUUGGAACCUAAAAAGUAGAGUUUUCUCAAUUACAACUGAUAGUGAGGUGAAUAUUAAAUCAGCAUGUAAUAAACUUGAUAUUAAAUGGGUUUCAUGCUCUGCAUAUAUUUUGAAUCUGAUUGUGCAAAAGAGGCUUUUGCCUGCCAAACCCCUAAUUACUCAAAUGAAAUAUUUGAUUAAAUUUUUUACUACACCCAAACAAAGUGAAUGUCUUGAGGCAGUACAAUUAUCAAUUCAAGCACAACAUUAA
This is a messenger RNA of Dentiscutata heterogama, 801 nucleotides long. NCBI's taxonomy places the organism in Eukaryota, Fungi, Glomeromycota, Glomeromycetes, Diversisporales, Gigasporaceae. The record is from the annotation of a GenBank genome assembly.